GCGGCGGCUGGGGCUGCUGAUGGCGACCGGCGGCGGCCGCGGCUCCUCGGCGGCCGAGUGCGGGACACUGCGGGCCUCGGCCUCGGCGUCCGGCCGCUCCCGCUCCUGCGGCAGCACCGCCGGCGGCCGGCACCUGGAGCACCGGCUGCAGCCCAGCGACACCCUGCAGGGGCUGGCGCUGCGGUACGGGGUCAGCACGGAACAAAUAAAGAGAACGAACCGGCUUUACACCAACGACUCCAUCUUCCUUGCGGAGACCCUGCGGAUCCCUGUGGCCGGCAAGCAGGACCUGAACGGGGCACAGGCGGGAUCCUUGCCGGAGGAGAGCCCGGCGGGUUGGGCAGGAGACGGGCCCGCCCCGGAGAUCACCCCCUCGGAGUUCCUCAGGAGGCUCGACACCAGGAUCACGCAGUCCAAAGCAGCCGCGCUGAAGAAGCUCAAGGAAGAUGGAAGCGGGUUUGCCAGCAGUUCCCCCUCGGUCCUGGCUCCCACUCCGUGCUGUCCAGCGCCCACGUCCCGGCGGGCGCUCCUGGGUCCCGCCCGCCUCACCAAGACCGCCCGGGUGACCAGCCUGCGUGACACAGAGGACGAGAUCUUCCACCUUUGACCCGGGCAGCCUCUCUCCCUCCCUCCCUCCCCAGCGGGGGCGAGGGGAGCGCCCAGUGGGGGCUGAACUCCUGGUGCCUGACCCUCCCCACACCCCCCACCCCGCCGGCUGAGGUGGGGGACAACCUUCGGCCGGGCGGGGAUAUUCCAGCAAGUGGGAGCAGGAAGAUCCCAAGGGAGCCGGACUCACGGGGAAUGGGUGGGUCGCAGUGUGUGUGUGGGUGUCUAUGCCACUAACCCUUCGUUUCCAGUGGCUGAGUUGGGAUCUGGACCUGUCUGUCCCUCCCCUCCCCGUCCCUCCCCUCCCUUCCCCCCCUCCGUCCCUUCCUUCCCCCAUCCCAUCUGCAGUGCAGGACUGUCUCUGGGUCGCCCCAGUACUGCACCUCCCCACACAACCCCACUCCCCCCUGCCCACCCCUAAACCCCGGACAGCAGCACCCCCCCUCCCCCCAAAAACACGGGGGAACAGGAGGGCAGAGAGAGUCGUGUCCUGUACCCGUACCCCUGCUCUGUCCCGUCCACAGUGAGCCAUUCCCCUUGUCCACUGCCCUUCCCCUCCCCGGUUGUCUAGGGCGACACCCACCUGCCCGGGAGGCCGCACCUUCCGUCCUCCCAGCUCUACUAACCCACAGGGUUGGUGGGGGCAGGUCCCAGGACCCCCCCACAGAAUUAAUGCACUCCGUGGCGAGGGGGGGGGAAUGGGGGUGGUGGGGGGGCUGCACACUGUACUCCCCGGAGACCACGUCACCCACUGUCAGAAAUCCGGCAACGUCCCGGAUUGUUGGGACAGGAACAGGUGUGUCUCCCCACACCCCCCCCCCCCCCCCCCCCCCCACCUUCCCAAAACGCCGCUGUCUGACAAUAGACCCCCCCACUCCGACAUUACAGAGCAAAGUCCCCCCCCCCCCCCCCUCCCCAUCUCUCUUUAUUCCCCACCCUCUGCUGCUAAACCCCGGAUCCUCCGUUCAGCCUUUAUUGCUCUUAUUACGGGAAUCGUGCAAUGUGGAAUUCUGGUCUUCCGGAGUCGCCGGGACUGAGUUUUGAUGGAAAGAAGGGGGGGAGAGUCCCAGGAGAAUGAGUCCCACGUGAAUCCAGUUCUCCCCCUUUACCCAACCCGCUUUUGGGUUUCAUUCCACUCCUGGGGAGGCAAGAAUUCACAGGAGGAAUCCUUCCUCUCCCCCCGUAAGCUCUGUCCCCUCUCCCACCCCCCAACUCGUCAUCCUGUGCUUCACUCCAAAGUCAAAUAGCCCCCUUCUCAACCAGUAGUGGGCAGUGCAGAGUGAUUGCAGGAGAGAGAGAAAUGAUCCCGGAUGGUUUUAAUAUCUCCAGCUCCCUCGGUUUGACUCCAGGUGAGUUCUCCCUCCACCCCUGGGGGAUUUCUGUAGAAGGAUUCCCCCCUCCCCACACACCCCCAUUUAAUUUAUUAAUCACUGAACAGUCCACUUAACAAGAGCGAGCUCCCCCUGACUCUUGCACGGGGCUCGGGAUGCCAGUAGUGAAUGUCUGCUCCGAAACCGGGUGCGUGUGGAAGCUCGGAACGCCUCUGGAAGACAGGAGGCGCUCACUCCCAACAGGCCCCCACCAAUCUCUGUAAAUAGAUUCCUUCAGGGCCCCACCGUAAGCCAGAUGUAGGAAAGCACUGUAUGAAAUAAUUUCAUAUCUAAUUAAAAGAAAUUUAUUUCUACCGAGGUCUCUGGGGUCUGGUUCUUGGACCCCAUCAACUGGGGGAAAUUCCCACCUACGGUGGGCUCAGGCACUCGGUGGGAAUUGCCCGCUGGAACGCAGGCCUGCCGGAACCUCACCCCGGGAGCCGGAGCUCUCGUCGACGCCCUGCCGCGCCGUUCUGAGACGCGGGUCGGAAAUACCCGCUCGCGCCCUCGUCCACCGUCCCGACACGCCGUGGCGGUAAGUCUCCCCACCUGGGAGCGAAGGGGAGGGGGUCCCUAGUGAGGGUGCCUCCGCGCGGGAGGGUCCUUGUACCUCGAGGACCUGGGGUGGAGGGUGCUGCACAGGGCGGUGCCCUGUAACAAGUCUCUGCACCGAAUCUCCCGGACGCUGGCCACUUCUGUGGGCUGGGGGAGACCGCGUACCACGUGGAACUUGCGAGGCUACAGCCCCUGUUUACCCCUCUCUGAAGGGGCUACUGCUCGCCUUUCGCUCACACUUUAGCCCCACCCUCGUAGUAUUUGCUCAACUCGUGCGGGCAGGUCAGGAGGAAGGUGUCCUGCGCCCGGCCUAACCAGAUAUCCAAGGUCACAGGGGGCUCCACCCGAGCUGACUCCCUGCCAGUCUUCCGGGGGUACGUUUGUACCUGGGUAUCCCCGGAGAAAAGAGCAUGCGGUGUCCAUGGGCACCAUGGAGGCGUUCUGGGAUCAGAACAUAGAACACUACAGCACAGUACAGGCCCUUCGGCCCACAAUGUUGUGCCAACAUUUUAUCCUGUGCUAAGAUCUAUCUAACUCCUCCCUCCCACAUAGCCCCCCAUUUCUCUAUCAUUCAUGUGUCUAAGAGUCUCUUAAAUGUCUCUAAUGUAUCUGCCCCCACCACCUCUUCCGGCAGUGCGUUCCACACACCCACCACUCUCUUAAAAAAACUGACCCUGACGUCUCCUUUAUACCUUCCUCCAAUCACAAAAUUAUGUCCCCUCAUGUUAGCCAUUGUCGCUCUGGGAAAAAGUCUCUGUCUCCUUGAUCUAUGCCUCUUAUCAUCUUGCACACCUCUAUCAAGUCACCUCUCAUGCUCCUCCUCUCCAAAGAGAAAAGCCCUCAUAAGAUGUGCUCUCCAAUCCAGGCAGCAUCCCGGUAAAUCUCGGCACCCUCUCUUGGACUGUUGGGCACUGCCGAGGGUAAAUUGCAUCCUGGAUCAGGGUGGUAAUAUUUUAAUUUGGCUGAAUUGUAGUUUGUUGUGAUUUGUUGUAGUACAUGUAAUACAUUUGUGUUUGUACAAAAAAAAGGGUUAGACACAGAGUGAAGCUCCCUCUGCACCAUCCCAUCACACACUCCCGGGGUCAGACACAGAGUGAAGCUCCCUCCGCACCGUCCCGUCACACACUCCCGGGGUCAGACACAGGGUGACGCUCCCUCUACAUUACUUGAAUAACAUUACUUGUUAGGAAAACUUUUACUGAAACAUUUCUAUAUUUACAUUUUUUUUGUGAAUAAAGUAUACUUUAAGAAAGGGUUAGACACAGCAAAGCUCCUUCUGCACUGUCCCGUCACACACUCCCAGGGCAGGGAUGGCACCAGUGAGAUCGGUGGGGAGCGAGCAGGUGCCCUGGUUGGAUUCUGGGGCUGUUGUUGAGGUUCAUCGAGGAUACAGCAGUCAGUGAAAGGUUGGUGGGAGGGAGUUAAGUUUGUGUAUUGGGCCAAAAUCUCUAGUUGCCCCUGAUGGCAGAGGGGAUGUGGUAGACCGGGAUAGGAUACCCAAGAUCUCUCUGUUCUUCAAUACUUCCUACAUUCACAACCAGUUGGAUUAACAGUUAAACAUCCCAGCACCAGUCCCUCUCGGAGAUCGCCAGUCGCAAGCUCCCAAUUACACAAGCAACCCACUCCCCCAUCUCUUACGGAAUUGGGAUCCAAUUUUCCAACUUGCCCUGGAUCCCAGGGGCUGUAACAUUUUGGGACCUUACCGUAGACUAAGUACACUACACCUACCGCAGCGCCCUCAUUGACACACUGAGUCACUUUGGAAAGCCAGGUCUUAUUGGACAGGGUCUCCCCCUUAGCAACCUAUCUCUGCGUGGCCAAGCGCAGCCCCAAUCCCAGAGUCCCACAUCCACAUGGGAAUGAGUGCUGCUUCUCCCUGUACUUGGAGGGGACCUUUCACUGGGGAGUUUCUCGACACUUGAGGCUCUCGCCCCCAGAUUCCCAGACCCCCACCCCCCCCCCGACACACACACACACACACACACUCUUUUCAUCUCAACCUCUGACACACUCAAACCAGCCUCCCUUCCGUGGACCCUGUCUACACUUGCCGCU
Messenger RNA from Pristis pectinata (smalltooth sawfish), 4586 nucleotides. RefSeq names its product LysM, putative peptidoglycan-binding, domain containing 1 (gene lysmd1). Lineage: Eukaryota; Metazoa; Chordata; Chondrichthyes; Rhinopristiformes; Pristidae. The transcript is spliced from 3 exons. Bases 20 to 607 code for a protein of 195 amino acids. The record is from RefSeq and is a predicted model, not a curated record.